GCCAUUCACAGUUUUGAGACCCCGCAAUCUGUCAUCGUCUCACGGUACAACCUCCGAAACAAGUAUCAUCCAUUGACGUGGCCAGUCGUGGUUGUCAGCCUCGUUGCUGAUCCUAGUCGACCGUAAGAGAAGAUCGAUUAGUAGUGACGACUCUCCAGCUUUGCGCUCGCACAGAGCACCCGAACUUCCAAUUUCCCCAGAGAUUUCGACUGCGCAACUUCCCACUUCCGACCACUUCCGGCCUUAACGAGUCCGAGGAUCUAGGCACUAGGCUAGCGACAGUUCCCGUCAAUCACCCGAACCAUGCGGCUCCGCUACAUUGCUUUCUCCCUGCUUAUGACAUCGGGAUCGGUUCUUGCCGUACCGAGACCUCGAGGCGAAGCCCUUCCCAUCAUCCUGAUCCCACGCGUAUCGAAGAGUGUCCCGAAGAGAACCCAGUCUUCCAAUGAAUAUAUGGCCUCGACUGGACGAACUUGCGGCAACACAAUAGAGAAAGGUGUAUGUUAUAAUGGCAGAUGCGGCAUCUUCGUCGCUCCCACCGGAUUCGAAGCGAUACCCGAAACCGAGUCGCAAUGCUUAUGAUGAAAUACCACUUAUCGGAUGCCUACACGCCUACCAGCAGCAGCGCCUAUUUGGGGUCUCCAACUGCCACAAGCUCAUGGUACGCCUCGGCAUUCGGCCAUUUUUAUUGCCAACGGAACAUUAUUAGAGCCUCAACAUUACGACGGACACAUUGUAUAU
This is a messenger RNA of Colletotrichum navitas, 741 nucleotides long. RefSeq lists its product as uncharacterized. The transcript is spliced from 2 exons. The coding region runs from base 304 to 582 and encodes 92 amino acids. The record is from RefSeq and is a predicted model, not a curated record. NCBI's taxonomy places the organism in Eukaryota, Fungi, Ascomycota, Sordariomycetes, Glomerellales, Glomerellaceae.